AUGCAAGUUGUAAAAGUCCUUUGGGCUUUUCUUUGGAUUCUUCCCCGGGCACUUGGAAAGGAUUCCUGUGCAGGACUAUCGUUUGGAUCCAGAGCAGUCGACCCAGAAGAUUCCAGUUCGUACUUCCUCUGCCUGGGCUUUCUUGGCCAGAUAAAACAGUCUUGCGAAAAGGAAUAUCGCUUCGAUGGUCAAACGCUAGAAUGUGUGAUAGCAAACAAGACAAACCUUUCCGGACUGAAAAACGAAAAGGAAGGUAAAACUGAAGUGAGCAUUAAACAAAAUGUGAAUGUGGACAGACCAGUCAUAUUCAACAUCCUUGGAAACUUCAACUUCUUUGCAAGUCUGUGGGGCAGCUCCCACGAUCCGACUCCUCCGCCUCCAAAAUCCAGCCCAAUAGCUCACCUGCAGUCCUUUGACAGUGCUGGGGAAAUUCAAUUUUUGUCUGCCAUUGAAUCCUCUACGUUAGAUGAUUCUUUGGCCACUUCUACUGAGCUUAGCGUAUCUAGCUCAGACGAUCCAAAUUCGUCUCCUGGAGAACCUGAUGAACCAUCUGAGACCCCAGCCUCUACUGAUUCUUCAGCCGGCAGUUCUACAGAACCAAAUGUUUCUAGUUCAGAGAGUUCAUCUUCAACUGAGUCACCUCCAGACUUUACAACCGAAGCGAAUGAAAGUUUAUCCCAGGAAAGUGAAACGAGCUCUGAAAGUCCCUCGUCCACAGAAUCUUCAACAGGCGCGUCUGAAGAAAGUACCACUGAAGAUUCCCAAGCAGAGAUCACUUCAAGUUCGCAAAAUCCCUCAACAGAAUUGGAACUAGAAGUUUUGUCCCAGGAAUUUAGCUCAAGUUCUGAAAAUCCGUUGUCUACAGAGUCACUUACAAAAGCUACGGAUGAUUCUUCAUCCACAAACGAAUCCGCAUCAGAAAGUUCUACACAGGAAUCAUCCACAGAGUCAUCAACAAGCGCGAGAGAAGAUUCAUCAUCUGCACCAGAAAGUUCCACACAAGAAAGCAGUUCUAGUUCCGAAGCUUCUACAACCACAGAACCUUCCUCAGAAGAGAAUAACUUGAGUUCGGAAAGUACCACACAGGAAAGUAGCUCAACCUCUGAAAGUAUUUUAUCCUCUGAGGAGUCAUCCUCAUCCUCAGUAUCAGAACCAGAAAGUUCCACCCCAGAAAGUAGCUUAAGUUCUGAAACACCUUUGUCCACAGAAUCAUCAAUAGACGUGACGGAGGAUUCAUCCUCAACAGAAUCCGCAUCAGAGAGUUCCACACCCUCAGCUCAAUCCCCAUCGACCUCAAAUCCCUCACCUGAAAGCUCAACUGAGGAGAGUAUUUCAAGUUCCGAAAAUCCGACGACCACAGAUCCAUCUGCAGGCACCACUAGGAAAGAUGGUGACUUUCCAGUGUUACCUGCCGAACCCACAAGCACGACUCCAUGCACCACGGUUUCAUUCACACAAAGUUCCACAAAGAUUACAGAGAUUUCAUCAACCUCAGAACCAUCACCAGAUACCACAGAGAAGGACGGGGACUCCGGUAACAGUGGGUCGGAAAGCGGUAUCUCCACUCCGCCAUCUCCCCAGAGUUCAACAGAAUCAUCUCCAGAAAGCUCGACGGAGGAGAAUAUACCAAGUUCUGAGAGUCCCUUGCCCACAGAUACGACAUCGGAAACUACAACUGAAGGGAAUGUCGCUAGUUCUGAAAAGCCAUCCACAAGUACGACUCCAUGCACCACGCAAAGCUCCACCAAGAUUCCAGAGAAUUCGUCAACCACAGGUGCCCCCCCAGCUACUACAGAUAAAGAUGAUGGUUCCGGAAACAGUGGGUCCGAGAGCGGUAUCUCCACAACCCCAACUCCACAAAGCACUACCGAUGAUAACAUAUCCAUUUCCGAGAAUCCCUUGAGCACAGAACCGACAUCGGGAACUACCACCGAAAAGAAUACCUCAAGUUCUGAAAAGCCAUCCACAAGUACCACUCCAUGCACCACGCUUGCUUCUACGCUAAGUUCCACAAGAAUUCCAGAGACUUCAUCAACCUCAGGUACUACAACAAAAGACGGUGAUUCCGGAAACAGUGGUUCCGAAAGCGGUGUCUCUACAGAGCCAUCUCCACCGAGCUCAACAGCAGAAACUCCACAAAGCUCGACAGAAGAAAAUAUUUCUAGUUCCGAGAACCCCUUGACCACAGAACCCACUCCGGAAACUACAACCGAAGGGAACAUCGCAAGUUCCGAAAAGCCACCCUCAAGUUCAACUCCAUGCACCACCGUUUCCUCUACACAAAGUUUACCCACCGAACCAUCUCCACAAAGCACAACAGAGGAGAAUAGAUCCAGUUCUGAGAAUCCUUCAACUAGAUCAGAAAGUACAACUGAAGAAAAUAUCGGUAGUUCCGAAAACCCAUCCACUGCUACAACACCUGGGACCACAGUUUCAACUUCAGAAGGUUCCACAGGAAUUCCAGAAAAUUCUUCAACUCCAGAGACCCCACAAGAUUCCACCGAGAGAGACGAUGGAAAUAGUGGGUCCGAAAGCGGUGUAUCUACGACGACCACUCCACAGAGCUCAACGGAACAAUCUCCCCAAACCUCGACAGAGGAAAAUAUUUCCAGUUCCGGUUCCACAGAACCUAGACCGGAAACUACAACUGAAGGAGGUAUAGAUAGCUCUGAAAAGCCAUCAACUGCUACAACACCAUCGACUACAGUUCCAACUCCGGAAGGUUCCACGGAGAUUCCAGAAAGCUCAUCAACCUCAGGGGCUCCACAUGAUUCCACAGAGCAAGUUCCACAAAGCACUACAGAAGAAAAUAUAUCCAGUUCUGAAAUUCCUUUUACCACAGGUCCUACAUCAGAAAGUACAACGGAAGGAAAUGUUGCUAGUUCUGAAAAACCGUCCACAAGUACGACCCCAUGUUCAAUAGUUCCAUCUACACAAAGCUCCACACAGAUUCCAGAGAAUUCAACAACCACAGAACCUUUACCGAGUACCACAGAGAAAGACGAUAAUUCCGGAAAUAACGGGUCCGAAAGCGGUACCUCCACAGAACCACCUCCAAUUAUAUCCAGUUCCGAAAAUCCAUUGACCACAGAACCUAGACCGGAAACUACAACUGAAGGAGGUAUCGAUAGCUCCGAAAAGCCAUCAACUGCUACAACACCUUCAACUUCAGAAAGCUCAUCAACCUCAGAGACUCCACAGGAUUCCACAGAGCAAUCUCCACAAAGCACUACAGGAGAAACUAUAUCCAGUUCAGAAAAUCCGUUGACCACAGGUUCUACAUCAGCAAGCUCAAGUACGACUCCUUGCUUAACGAUUCCAUCUACACAAAGCUCCACACAGAUUCCAGAGAGUUCAUCAACUACCGACUGUUUACCAAGUACCACAGAGAAAGACGAUAAUUCCGGAAAAACCACAGAACCUACAUCAAAAACUACGACCUCAGGAAAUAUUGCUAGUACCGAAAAUCAAGGCAAUGUUGUUAGCACGUCAACUUUAGAACCCCCAAUUGGAACGACCACUAAAGAAACAUCUCUUUGUAGCAACUUGCCAAACGGAUCAUUUCUUAGGGACACAUUAUCGUGCAACAAGUAUUAUGUUUGUCUGGAUGGUAAAGCGAUUCCCAGCAACUGUCCAAGAAAUCUGAACUUUGACAUUAAAAGGAAGGUCUGCAAUUUCCCUAGUUUAGUGGAUUGUUCUUAUGAAGAAGUCCUUGAAUCUGUCACAAAGAAUCCUUCGAACACAGAGUCGACGCCAGACUGCAACUCUGUUCGGGAUGGCACUUAUAUAAGAGAUCCAAAGUCAUGCAAUAAGUUCUAUGUUUGCACUAACGGUCGUCCUUUAUCUAGGCAGUGCCCUAGGGAUCUACUCUUUGACAACAAAUCUAAAAUCUGUAAUUACCCCAGUCUGGUUCAAUGCUCUGUAGCAGAGACCCAGUCGAGUAUUCUUGAAGCGCUAAUAGCUGAAGGAGUUCCGGAUUGCGGCAAAGUGGUAGAAAGUACAAGGUUCGGUGACGUCAAGCAACACAAUAAAUAUUACGUCUGCCUUCAGGGAAAGGCAGUUUUGCAUUACUGUAGUCCAGGAAAUUGGUUCGACCUUCGAAGCCAGAAGUGCGUUGAUCAACGACUGGCUAAAACGACCCACAAGUACGGCUCCAUGGAUCACGAGAUCAUCAACACAAAGUUCUACAAGAAUUCCAAGCACUUCAACAACUCCAAAACCCCCAAAACGAACCACAGAACCAAGUACGCAGAGCUCAACAUCUACAAAAGAUACUACGACACGGAGAGAUAUUUCUAG
Drosophila elegans is the source of this 4299-nucleotide messenger RNA. Its product is annotated as flocculation protein FLO11. The transcript has 4 exons. Bases 1 to 4299 code for a protein of 1432 amino acids. NCBI's taxonomy places the organism in Eukaryota, Metazoa, Arthropoda, Insecta, Diptera, Drosophilidae. Gene Ontology annotation, molecular function: chitin binding. Gene Ontology annotation, cellular component: extracellular region. The record is from RefSeq and is a predicted model, not a curated record.